Messenger RNA from Capronia epimyces CBS 606.96, 1422 nucleotides. RefSeq lists its product as uncharacterized. The transcript has 3 exons. Gene Ontology annotation, molecular function: protein kinase binding. Gene Ontology annotation, biological process: signal transduction. Bases 1 to 1422 code for a protein of 473 amino acids. NCBI's taxonomy places the organism in Eukaryota, Fungi, Ascomycota, Eurotiomycetes, Chaetothyriales, Herpotrichiellaceae. The record is from RefSeq and is a predicted model, not a curated record. Gene Ontology annotation, cellular component: cytoplasm; nucleus; nucleotide-activated protein kinase complex.
AUGGGCCAACAACAGUCCUCAGAGAAAGGCUCGAGUUCGAGGACUGGUACUCCUCAGGCUGAAAGAGACCGGAAGAUUUCCCGCAGGGUCUCGAUCCAAGCUCUAUCCCAAGGCCGGGCAACGCCUAUUGACCCCGAAGCGACAAAGGAUACCGCAGUUGCGCAAACAACUUCCCAACAUCUAGAAAGACCCGACUUACAGCAAUAUCUACACGCCUCCUCGACCGACCAACAUGCUAGAGCCCCCAAAGUGGAGAGGUCUACUUCGAGAGCCUCGCGUGAGAAGAGACAUGAGUUGGAACAACGACCAAGACAUCAGCCGCCCCUGCCCGUGCCGCAGGCAUCAGGCCCCGUGGACGUUCCCAUGUCGAGGAGUAAGCAGGACUCAGCCGACGAGCCGGUCGAAGAACCCAACAAUACCUAUCAAGAUCGACGAUAUACUUCGGUCGCCCAACUUCGUCCUCCCCGUCUCCCUCUCCCCAUCGCAGACGUACCAAUUCCUGAAUCGCCUCCCCUGCUGCCAGUCGACAGAGGAAACGCGGACGUUCCAAUCUUCGAGACAGAUGAGCCUCUUUCCCCCAUCGACCCCCAGACUACGAGGAAAAGCUCCAUGCUGAGCACGACAACGCAAUCCGAAGAAGAAGUAGGGGAGGAAUUGCAACCUUUUGCGGUUGAUGCUGCUACUGCUCAAACCGUGCCCACUGUAAUCGAAUGGAAUCAUGGCGGAACCAAAGUCUACGUCACGGGAACGUUUGCAAAUUGGGAAAAGAAGUACCGGCUUCAUCCAAGAAAAACUGGCCCCGGCAUGUUUACCACAAUCAACCUUCCGUCAGGAACACAUCAUCUCAAAUUCGUGGUAGAUGACGAGAUGGUCACAAGCCCAGACCUGCCUACGGCGGUCGAUUUCAACAAUUUCCUGGUAAAUUACAUCGAGAUCGCCACCGAGGACCUCACCAAGACGAGGAGAGAAAGCGGUCAGCCAGGCAACAAAUCGGCAGCUCUGACGGCUGUCGAGCAUGACGAUGGCCGAUCCGGACAACAGACUCCUGAGCCCGGGAUGGUAGAGCCUCAAGCCGAGGAGAUCCCAGCUGGCGAUUUCCGUCAACUUGUACCACAGGCCUUUGUAGACGUCGACCUCUCCGAAGACGACGUCCGGUAUCACAAUGCAGUGCGAGUCAUCCAAGAAGCUCCAGCACCACCAGCUCUGCCCCUCUUCCUCAGCAGGUCCAUUCUCAACGGUGUUCUUCCAGUAAAGGACGAUAACAGCGUCCUCACACUGCCGAAUCACACCGUCUUGAAUCAUCUCAUGACCAGUAGUGUCAAGAACGGGGUGCUGGCGACUAGUGUCACUACUCGAUAUAAGAAGAAGUACGUGACCACAAUUUCGUUCAAGCGAGUGCCUCAGUUCCAGACAGGUCAAUGA